AGAGCCAUCUCUUCUCUUGCUGUGAAGUUUUGGUCGAGAUGUGGCAGGUGUGGGUGCUCGUCCUCACCAUUUCGGUCUGGAGUUCAGCUUCGGUCAAUGGCAACACAAAUACAAAUGACGCUUCUGCACUUAGAGUCAUGUACAGCAGCCUAAAUUCCCCAUCUCAGCUAACGGGUUGGAGCUCAAGCAGUAGUGGUGAUCCAUGUGGUCAGUCCUGGAGAGGUGUAUCUUGUUCAGGCUCUGCAGUUACAGAAAUCAAAUUAUCAGGCCUUGGACUUUCUGGGUCAUUGGGGUACCAGCUGUCAAGUCUAACUUCUUUAACAAUCCUGGAUAUGAGUAACAAUAAUCUUGCAAACCAUAUGCCCUAUCAACUCCCUCCGAAUGUGCAGCAACUAAAUCUCGCUGCAAACUCCUUCAAUGGUGCGAUCCCUAAUUCAAUUUCUCAGAUGACUUCUCUUACAUACCUAAACAUCAGUCAUAAUCAAAUUAAUGGCCCAGUGGGUGACAUAUUUGGACAGCUUUCUGCCAUUACCUCAUUGGACUUCUCUUUCAAUGGACUUACAGGUAACCUUCCUGGGAGUUUUAGCUCCCUUUCAAGUGUGACUACCAUGUAUUUACAAAACAACCAAUUUACAGGAUCCAUUAAUGUCCUUGCGAAUCUUCCCCAAAUUCAAUUUUUAAAUGUUGCAAAUAACCAAUUCAGUGGCUGGAUUCCUAACCGGUUGAAAAACAUAAGAAGUUUGCAGACUGGAGGUAACCCAUGGUCAUAUGGGCCUGCACCACCACCUCCACCAUAUACACCUCCACCAAGUGGAUAUUCCAACCAAAACAGCCCACCUAGUGGUAGUAAAUCAGGUAUCGGAGGUGGAGGUGUAGCAGGAAUAGUAAUAUCAGUUUUGGUCGUUGGCUCAAUAGUAGCAUUCUUCUUAGUGAAAAAGAGAUCCAAAAGGUCAGCGUCGGAUGUUGAAAAGCUUGACAAUGAUCGGCCUUUCACCCCUCUUGUUUUGAACGACGUUAAAGAAACGAAGUCUAUUCAGACAUCCUCCAUGAUUGACACAAAGACAGUGGAAACUUCUGCAUUGAUGAACCUUAGACCUCCCCCCAUUGAUCGGCACAAAUCAUUCGACGAAGACGACCUUCCAAUCAAGCCAAUUGUUGUCAAGAAAGCUAAUACUGCUCCCAUAAGUGCUACAAUGUAUUCAAUAGCAGACCUGCAGAUGGUUACGGACAGCUUUAAUGUGGAAAACCUUAUUGGUGAGGGGUCUAUUGGACGUGUUUAUCGAGCACAAUUCAAUGAUGGGAAGGUUCUUGCUGUGAAGAAAAUAGAUUCGUCUGUUCUGUCUUCCCAAUCAUCUGAAGAUUUCAUAGAAGUCGUUUCUAACAUCUCCCGGUUGCAUCACCCAAAUGUGACUGAGCUAGUGGGAUACUGUUCUGAGCAUGGGCAGCACCUGCUAGUUUAUGAGUUUCAUAGGAAUGGUUCACUCCAUGAUUUUCUCCACCUCUCAGAUGAAUACAGCAAACCAUUAACAUGGAACAGCCGUGUCAAGAUUGCUCUGGGGACUGCACGUGCAUUAGAGUAUCUACACGAAGUUUGCUCGCCAUCUGUUGUUCAUAAAAAUUUCAAGUCUGCCAACAUUUUACUGGACAUGGAGCUGAGUCCUCACCUUUCAGAUUGUGGCUUGGCGAACUUCAUACCGAAUGCUGAUCAGGUAUUGAACCAUGACAUGGGAUCUGGAUAUAGUGCACCUGAGGUUGCAAUGUCUGGUCAGUAUACCACGAAGAGUGACAUGUACAGCUUUGGAGUGGUCAUGUUGGAGCUUCUUACUGGUCGGAAACCAUUUGACAGCUUGAGGCCAAGAUCUGAGCAAUCGUUGGUUCGGUGGGCAACACCUCAGCUUCAUGAUAUUGAUGCUUUGUCUAAGAUGGUUGAUCCAGCUCUCGAAGGGCUAUAUCCUGUUAAGUCCCUCUCACGUUUUGCUGAUGUGGUGGCUCUGUGUGUCCAGAUGGAGCCAGAGUUCCGACCACCAAUGUCCGAAGUGGUGGAAGCACUUGUUAGGCUGGUGCAGCGAGCAAACAUGAGCAAGAGAACCACUGCAGAUGAGCAAGGACGAGGCCGGCGAGCAGAUGAUGGUGACAUUCAGGAGUAAAUGUUUUAAGUGGCAUAAGCUGGGUCAGUUCCUGUUGAUAAAUGAUGUAUGUGUAGUCUUGAUUUGACGAAAAGAGAAGAGGCAAGGAAAAGAGAGAGGGGUGGAGGAGUUUUUAUUUU
Messenger RNA from Telopea speciosissima, 2266 nucleotides. Its product is annotated as protein STRUBBELIG-RECEPTOR FAMILY 6-like. Gene Ontology annotation, molecular function: protein binding; ATP binding; protein kinase activity. The transcript is spliced from 16 exons. The coding region runs from base 39 to 2147 and encodes 702 amino acids. Gene Ontology annotation, biological process: protein phosphorylation. Lineage: Eukaryota; Viridiplantae; Streptophyta; Magnoliopsida; Proteales; Proteaceae. The record is from RefSeq and is a predicted model, not a curated record.